Molecule: messenger RNA, 1047 nt
Organism: Aspergillus fumigatus Af293
Lineage: Eukaryota; Fungi; Ascomycota; Eurotiomycetes; Eurotiales; Aspergillaceae
Source: RefSeq, a predicted model, not a curated record
AUGGUGCAAGCAGAAUCCUCAGCAAGUGCUUCUCGAAAUAGCCUCAGGGCUGUUACUGCGGGAGCUCCGCCUGAUUAUGAACUACCCUGGGUGGAGAAAUACCGACCAAUAUUCCUCGAUGACAUCGUCGGCAAUACAGAAACAAUUGAGCGAUUGAAAAUUAUAGCCAAAGAUGGCAACAUGCCCCACGUUAUCAUCUCGGGCAUGCCUGGUAUAGGAAAGACUACCUCGAUUCUGUGCUUGGCGAGGCAACUACUAGGAGAGGCUUAUAAGGAGGCGGUAUUGGAACUGAAUGCUAGUGACGAACGAGGCAUAAGUCGGAUCAAAGGCUUUGCCCAGAAGAAGGUGACGCUCCCACCGGGCCGUCACAAGAUUGUCAUUCUCGAUGAAGCGGAUAGCAUGACUCCUGGCGCGCAGCAGGCAUUACGACGAACGAUGGAAAUCUAUUCUUCAACAACACGGUUCGCAUUUGCUUGCAACCAGUCAAAUAAGAUCAUUGAACCCAUCCAGUCUCGAUGCGCUAUCCUGCGCUACGCCCGACUGACAGACGCACAGGUGGUGAAACGAUUGAAACAGAUAUGCGACGCUGAGAAGGUGGAACACACAGAAGAUGGGAUCGCUGCCUUGGUUUUCAGUGCUGAGGGAGAUAUGCGUCAGGCUAUCAAUAACCUGCAGAGCACAUGGUCAGGUUUUGGUCUGGUCAGUGGAGAUAAUGUCUUUCGUGUGGUCGAUAGCCCACACCCGAUCAAGGUCCAAGCUAUGAUCAAGGCAUGCUGGGAAGGGAAGGUCGACGCUGCCCUAGAAACCCUGAACGAGUUAUGGGACCUCGGUUACUCAUCUCAUGAUAUCAUCAGCACCAUGUUUCGAGUCACCAAGACAAUUCCGACUUUGUCAGAGCAUUCUAAGCUGGAAUUUAUCAGGGAGAUUGGAUUCACACACAUGCGCAUUCUCGACGGUGUGCAAUCGCUCCUUCAACUGAGUGGCUGCGUAUCCAAGCUUUGCAAAAUCAAUAUGAAACCCCAACUGUUUGAGCCUCCGAAGGCCUAG